GUUGGCUAGGCUUUCCCAUGAAUAGCAGCCUCAAAAAAUCAUUUCACUCAAGGAUAACACCAUAGAACAGUAAAGGUCGAAAAAUAUAUGUGGUGUACUUUCGUGCUUCAAAGUAGUAUUUUUGACUCAAUUAACCUCAUUAAACAUAGCGAUCAACGCAACAAAGAGGCAGGUAUGCUAUGCCUUGAAGCCCAUGUGGAAGAUUAAUAAUAAAUACAGCGCCUAAUUGGAUUCACAAGCAACACCAUAAGACAGAAAAAAUGGCAGAAGCCAUAGUUGUUAAAAAUGAGAAGAAGAAGCUGGAAGGAAAAGUGGUUAUCAUCACCGGAGGAGCCAGCGGUAUUGGAGAGGCAACCGCAAGGCUAUUCGCCAAUCAUAACCCAAGUAUGAUUGUCAUUGCAGACAUCCAAGACCAAAAAGGACACGCGGUAGCAACGUCCAUUGGUUCACAAAUUUGUUCCUACAUCCACUGCGAUGUCUCCGAUGAACUACAAGUCAAAUCGAUGGUGGAUUCCACAGUGAAGAGCUACGGCGGACUCGAUAUUAUGUUUAGCAACGCUGGUAUUGCUAACGGAUGUCACCAAACAAUCCUUGAUAUAGAUUUGGCUGAUUAUGAUCGUCUCAUGGAUAUCAACACCAGUGGGAUGCUUGCUUGCGUGAAACAUGCUGCCAAGGCCAUGGUUGACGGCGGGGUGAAAGGUAGUAUAGUUUGUACGGCAAGCACUGCAGCAACCUCGGCGCUUGAUGGAUACUUGGAUUACACUAUUUCUAAGCAUGCAGUUUUGGGGUUGAUGAGAUCAGCUAGUCAACAACUCGGCAAAUACGGUACUAGAGUGAAUUCUGUAUCUCCAUCAGCUGUAGGAACUGCGAUGCCAUGCAAGACCUAUGGUACUGAUGCAGAGGGCAUUGAGAAGAUGUUCAUGAGUUCCACUGUCCUAGGAGGUGCCGGAUUAGUUUUAAAAGUGAAUCAUGUGGCUGAAGCUGUGUUGUUCUUGGCUUCUGACGAUUCUGCCUUCAUUACUGGCCAUAAUUUGAUGGUUGAUGGUGGCUCUCUUCAUGGAUAAUCUGUUAAUCUAUCUAUCUGUAACUUGUGCCGUGGAUUUCUGUAUUACCUAAUUCUAUUCUCUAUCUUAUCUUAUCUUUUCAAUACAUGGCUCUGAAUAAUAUGUAGAUAUUUGUGGUUAAGUUUU
Molecule: messenger RNA, 1190 nt
Organism: Papaver somniferum (opium poppy)
Lineage: Eukaryota; Viridiplantae; Streptophyta; Magnoliopsida; Ranunculales; Papaveraceae
Product: (-)-isopiperitenol/(-)-carveol dehydrogenase, mitochondrial-like
Exons: 1
Coding region: 261-1064 (267 amino acids)
Molecular function (GO): oxidoreductase activity
Source: RefSeq, a predicted model, not a curated record